This is a messenger RNA of Caenorhabditis auriculariae, 4108 nucleotides long. NCBI's taxonomy places the organism in Eukaryota, Metazoa, Nematoda, Chromadorea, Rhabditida, Rhabditidae. The record is from the annotation of a GenBank genome assembly.
AUGGAUGAGCGAAAUGAAAAGGCCGGCUGGCAAUUGGGCACUUCCUGCGUCGGCACCCGUCAGCCCAGAAUCCACGAACCCUUUCCUCCGUCGCCGAAAAAGCGCGUCUUCGCUGGCCAUUCCCCAGUGUGUGGCAUGCCUAAUUCUCCAAAUCCAUAACUGCGCCUCGGAGCUCCUCCAUUUCGCAUUUCGGCUGCCUCGUAUUAGGAACGACGGCCAACCACAUUCCUUCGGGUCCAAUUGCCUCAAAUCUUGUUCUUCUUCUUCCUAAUGUUACGGCUAUUUACCCUCAUCACCGUCGCCGGCCUUCAGCUUAAGCUCGUCUCUUCAUUGAAGAUCACCCGCACGGCGAAGGAUCUCGAGAGUCAGCUCUACGAAGAUCUCCUUUUUGAUUAUAACAAGGUCAGUUAUUCUCAGCUUCAUGAAUGUUCCAAGCUCUUGCGCAAAAACCAAAUUACAGCCGUCAGCGUAAUUAAAUUUGCAACAUCUGCGUGAAGGAAUGUUCCUCCUUUGCCAAUACUUUGCACUUUGCCAGUUGAUAGAGAGGCUCCGAAUUGAGUUUUAAUGACACUCGAAGUGUCUGAAUCGCUUAAAAUUGAACCAUUUCUGCAAGAAAUAAAGAACUUUUUCCCAGUCUUAUUUGAAAAAAAGGAAAUUGAAAACUCUUUCCUCUUGAAAUAAACAUUUCUUCGGCCGGAUAAUAUUAUCUUACUGACCUAUUUGAAAUAGUAAGUUGGUUUAUCCUAUUUUUCAGAGCAAAAUUAACAAUUUUUCGCCAAAUUUUUAAAUAACUUUCUUUAUUAUUUUUUUGGUAAAGUUGGAAAAUUAUCAAUGCGCUUUUUUUAGAACUUUUUUUAAAGGAAAAAAACGUCUUUAGCGCAAAUCAGAUAUUUUUUUCAGGUCCCUCGACCAGUCAAGAACAGUUCCGACAUUCUGACGGUUGAAGUAGGAGCUUCGCUGAUCCGAAUAAUCGAUGUCGAUGAGAAGAAUCAAGUUUUAACCACAAAUUUGUGGCUUGAGAUGGUAAAAUCCUUUCUAAAAUGCCAAUUAAUCUUUUGUUUUCUAGAAAUGGAAUGACGCCAAAUUAACUUGGAAGCCGGAAAAGUAUGGCGGUUUGAAAACGCUUCAUAUUCCAAGUGAUUUCAUCUGGACGCCAGACUUAGUUUUGUACAACAAGUUUGAGUUUUUAGACGAAAAGCAUGGAAAAGAAGAUUUUUAGCGCCGCUGGGGACCCAGAUAUCACCAUUUUGACAGAUGCAUUGGUCACGUACGAAGGCGAUGUUUUCUGGCAGCCUCCAGCGAUUUAUAAAUCUUUUUGUCCCGUUAGUUGUAUUUUAGAAACUUCUUAGUAAUGCAGAAUUUUCAGAUCGACGUGACUUGGUUUCCUUAUGACCUACAGAGAUGUGAUAUGAAAUUUGGGACUUGGACCUAUACCGGUCGAUAUGUGGAUUUAAAACAACUUCCAAAAGGUUUAGAAAACCAUCUCUUUUUAAAUAAUCCUCAUUACUGUUAGAAAAUGUCGUCAUGGUGGAGCAAGAAGGAAGUGAAGUGGAGUUCAUGAAACAAGGCAUGGAUCUCAGCUUUUUCUAUCGAUCCGCUGAAUGGGAUCUCCUUUCUUUGACUUCUGAACGACACUCCGUUCUUUACGCGUCGUGCUGCGGUCCUGAAAAAUAUGUAGAUAUCACUUAUUACUUCAAGUUGAGGUUGGUUUUUUGAGUUGAAAUUUUAUUUUUUCUUCUCAUUUCAGACGGAAAACGUUGUUCUUCACGUGUAAUCUCAUAAUCCCCUGCUUUCUCAUUUCGAUUCUCACAACCUUCGUCUUCUACUUAUCUGACCAUAAAAUCACCUUCUCCAUCUCGAUUCUCGUCACAUUGACUGUGUUUUUCUUGGUAAGUUUGAUUCAUUCUAUUAGAAAAAAAACUUGUAAAAUUAAUAAAUCAGGUUUUAAUCGACCUCAUGCCACCGACAUCGCUUGUGAUACCAAUGUUUGGAAGAUAUUUGAUCACUACAAUGAUCCUUGUCGCAUUAUCUACGGUCGUUUCUGUGAUUACUGUAAAUUUCCGUUUCCGGUCCGGUUCGGCGCACAAAAUGUCGCCUUGGAUUCGAGCUUUCUUCCUAAAGUUCCUACCAAAGUCAGUUUUUUUUUAAUUCUGGUUAAUUCGGCUAAUUUUUGCCCAAAUACAUUUUUUUACAUGAGUUCGAAUUUUAGUGUAAUUUCCAAUAAAAAACCUAUUUUCACUGCGAUUGUUCGGAAUUUCGCCGGUAAAAAGCUUGAUUGAGGUAAAAUCAUAUCCCUGAUUUUUUUAUCAGAUCAACGGAAAGGAAAAAAAAAACACCAAAAACAAAUGGAGAGCCGGGGAAAAAGGAAAAACAUAGAAAAAAAUGCGAGUGGAGGCCUAAUUUAACAAGUCGUGGCUCUCGUUUAUUUUACGCGCCAAUGCGUUUUACGGCCGCCAGAUCUGUUUACAGUGGCCGCAAAUUGUAAAAUUAGGCCUUCGCUUGUUUUUUAAAGUUUUUUUUUUUGGUUGUUGGUGUUUGUUAUUUUUAUUUGCUUUGUGGAAUCGUUUCUUUCCAAUCUUUCAAGUUAACAUUACAAGAGUUUUGUUUUCAACUUUUCAAAUGACCUGGUAACAUUGCAUUGUAGAGCUUUAUCAGGACCUUCAGACUUUGAAUAUUCGAGUAAAAAGUAAAUUAGGGUGUUAUUGGAUUAAUAAAAUAAACUCUCGGCUCAUUAAAAAAAUUUUUUUGCGGAAGUAAAAAAAGAUUAUCUUAAAAUUCAACGUCCCAUUUUUCAGAUUACUCUUCAUGAAACGUCCUGAAAAAGACGAUUCCAAAAAGCUGGAUACCACUUUGGUUGACCCAACAACGCUUGUUGGUCCCAAUUACGUUGCCGGAGCAAAGGUUGGAACUUUUUUUAUUCUUCUGAAAAAUAUAUAAACUAUAAACCUACUCAGGCGGCGCAUGAAUAUUUGAACAGCACACGGCUCUCCACUCAACGCGAAUCGACAACUUUGCCUGGACAUUUGAGGGAGAAGCCGAGUAGUCAGGCCGUUUUGAACAACACCUUUGAUUUGAGAAUGAGGCCGAUGGAAAAUAAAAUUGAGACGGUUUGUGAAACAUUUCGAUUUUUUAGUUUGAUUUUUUUUCAACUGGAAUCUAUCAAAGUAUCUGUGGCCUUAUCAAUCUCCAACAGAGGGAAAUCCGCUUUUUUUGGUUUCGCAAACGAAAGAAGUAAUUUUUUUAACUUAUAAGCUUGUUUAAAAUUCUGUUGAAUAUUCCUCAUUCUCGCAGAAUCGGCUUCGGUUUGUUCAAAAAUUAGCUCCUUUUUCUCGAAGUUUGAAAAGCUUUGAAAUAAAUAAUUAUCAGACCGCAAUUUUUUACUUCCCUAUUUUCAGAGGAUAAAGCCAUAUCUGUGUGCUCGACCUCAAAACGCGGCUCCAACAGUCGCAUUCCGGAAAACUAAGCGACAAAAACAAAAAACGGUUGACGACGUGGUUUUCGUCAAUUUGUUACAGCAAGUUCGCUUCAUUGCUGAGCAUUUUCGUCACAAUGAACUGGAAGGAGAGGUUUGCGGUUUUUCUUUAUUUAUUUGUAAUCGGCUAAAAGCCUUUAUUUUGAUUGGAGUAGAGAAGUAACUCUUGCAAAACUUUGAUAUGACCUCACUUUUUAGCGUUAAAUUCAAUUUUUGUUUUUUUUUUCGUCUUUCACGGCUUUCUUACUCACAAUUUUUGGGUUAAAUUUAGUGAAAAUCAAAAUUAAAAUUGUAAGUUGGCGUUUGACGCGUUGCCAGCCUUAAAACUUAGAGACAUUCAUCAAAUUUUGACUGGAAGAUUUAAGCCAGACUCUUUCAAAAAAUGAGAAGAAAAAGGAAAGUCUUUAUGAAUUUUUGCCUUUAUUUAAAUUAUUCCAGAUUUCGGACGAUUGGACGUUUGUUGCAAUGGUCCUGGAUCGACUAUUCCUCAUUAUCUUCUCAGUUCUCAAUGCUGGAACUAUUUUCAUUAUCCUCGAAGCUCCAUCUCUUUAUGAUCAUUCUGAACCCAUGAAUGUCACAAUUCCCAGCAAACCUCUUGGUCAAGCCAACUUCUACAGUUCACAACUGAAGUUGUAA